ACGUGUUCACGGACACUACUCCAUUCCACCCCUCAUAACCCGGCACUCGACUCCAUGGCCUGUUUGCGAGAUGGCUUUAUACAAGGAAGACCACUCGACAAUGGACGGUUUACUACCGUUUCACCUUUGAACCAUGGAUCGUUUGGUAUGGUACUGGCCGCCAGGGAUACCACCACCGGAGACGACGUCGCCAUCAAGUGUAUUACCAAGCCAACGGCGGCCGGGAGUGUCAACUGUCCGAUCGCCAUUGCCACUGACGAACACUCCGAGGAGCUUGCGAUUCACUCUCGACUGGCCCAGCACCCGAACAUAGUCAACCUCAUCCACAAUUUCGAGACCGAAAACCACCAGUACAUGGUGCUCGAGUUGUGCAACAAUGGCGACCUCUACGAAGCCAUCCGACUUGGAAAGGGACCUCUGGAGACGGGACACGUACGCGACUUCAUGCUUGAGCUCGUCCGUGCUGUCGAGUAUUUGCAUGCCAAUGGCGUCUACCACCGCGACAUCAAGCCCGAGAACAUCUUCCUGACGUCCGAUGCGUCAAUGAAACUCGGCGAUUUCGGUCUGGCCACUACCGAUACCUGGUCCACAGAGUUCGCUGUCGGCUCCGAUCGAUACAUGGCACCCGAGCAAUACGAUGCCUCCAUGUAUGGCUAUGGAUAUUCGCCAGCAGCUUGCGACAUCUGGGCUAUCGGCAUUGUCUUGUUGAAUGUCCUCUUUCAACGCAACCCAUUCGCGACUCCCUCGCAAAAGGACGUUCUGUUCGCCGACUUUGCUCGCGACCGCCAAAGCUUGUUCGACAUCUUUCCCAACAUGUCGCAGGAUACCUACAACGUGUUGAUGCACUCGCUGGCUUUGGAUCCCGCGAACCGAUCUUUGACUGGUGUGAAGGAGGCCCUCGAAGACGUUGUCAGCUUCACUGUUGAUGACGAGUCCUUGGAUGACUUCUGCACGGACCAAAACGAGUCGGUUCCUAUUACUGCAACAGCCGCUCGCGAGCCACUCCGCACACCGUCUCUCAGCACUGCUGUCACUCCCUCUGUCGGCGGCGAUGCCUUCCCGUGGGCUGCUGCACUCAUGAAGACCCCGCAGAAGUCCCCUCGCCAGUUGUCAACUAUUCGCGACGACGAAGACCUCUUCCCUGGCCCUGGAUCAGAGUGGCAAUACGUUGACACUGACGAGGCCUCGCUGUCGUCCAAUCUGGAUUCCGGCCUUGGCUUGUCGUACAAGUCUGCCAAAUCUAUGAACACGAUGCACUCUGCCUUGUCCAUCCAACCAAAGUCCAGCAAGACCAGCUUUGUGGGAUCGCUGCCCAUCAGCUUCAGCCGGCCAAAGUCUUCGCCAUACGGUGGCAGUGGGUUCUCCAAGUCUUGGAGCGAUCUUUACGACGAGGAGGUCGAGGCCAUCCAAGAGGACGUCGUUCCGCUGGAGGACGCUGGUAUGGAGAUUGAGCGUGUGAGCACUGCAAAGCCCAGCACGCCUCAGCUCCAAUCCUUGAAGGAUGAUGGUCGUGGAAGUGUCACUCCUCGUGCUGGUCUGAGCGACAUCGAUGCGAAUGCCAGAUCGGCAACUCCACUCACUGUUCCCGAGGAGAAGCCGGCUCUUGUGAAGCAAAAGUCUUCGUCCAUUCUCGACAAAUGGGCUGCUCUCGGCAAUUUCCGUCGUGCCAGAACCGAAGCCGCGCCCGUCGUCACCACUUCGACCACUGCGCCCGUCGCGACUCCAGCCAAGGCCAACAAGUAUGGCGGUGCAUUCUCAAACUUCGCGCCGUUCAGCAGCAACAAGAAGGCCAAGACUCAAUGGCGCCAGGCGGGUAGUGGAAGUCCGCAACGCCUCCGCUCCAACUCUUUCCUCGACAACGACUGGCGCCGCAGGAGUUCAAGCAGUUCACGUCUGGCUGAAGCUCCUGUCGACCUCGACUCCGAUGACCAAGACGUGGAGUGGGUCGGAGGCUGGCGAGACUUCCAGCUUUGAGGAGUAGACCGAUUCAUCCAACCUACUCUGUCUCAUCACCACAUCACCACAUCACCACAAUCACCACAUCAUUGCUUU
Messenger RNA from Zymoseptoria tritici IPO323, 2052 nucleotides. RefSeq lists its product as uncharacterized. The transcript has a single exon. Bases 55 to 1974 code for a protein of 639 amino acids. The record is from RefSeq and is a predicted model, not a curated record. Gene Ontology annotation, molecular function: ATP binding; protein serine/threonine kinase activity. Gene Ontology annotation, biological process: peptidyl-serine phosphorylation; autophagy. NCBI's taxonomy places the organism in Eukaryota, Fungi, Ascomycota, Dothideomycetes, Mycosphaerellales, Mycosphaerellaceae. Gene Ontology annotation, cellular component: cytoplasm.